This is a messenger RNA of Mustela lutreola (European mink), 730 nucleotides long. Its product is annotated as basic proline-rich protein-like. The record is from RefSeq and is a predicted model, not a curated record. The transcript is spliced from 2 exons. NCBI's taxonomy places the organism in Eukaryota, Metazoa, Chordata, Mammalia, Carnivora, Mustelidae. Bases 1 to 573 code for a protein of 190 amino acids.
AUGCGCUCGCCAGCCGAGCGGCCGGCGCGCACCCGAGACCGGCCGGCGCGCGCCCGAGACCCUCCGGCGCGCACCCGAGACCGGCCGGCGCGCACCCGAGACCGGCCGGCGCGCACGAAGCGCCGCCGGACCGAGCCGGAGAGGAAGAGCGUCCGAGCCGCGCGUCUCCCGGGGGGGCCCCCGCGUCGCGGUGACGCUGAGGUCGCGGUGUCCCCGCCUGACGCUGCGCCCGCUCGGGAAGGGCCGCCGCUGCCCCCCGGGGUCGAAACCCGCGUCUCGCGCUUUCCUGGGGGCUCCGGGGCGGCGGAGCGGAGCCUCCCGACGUGUGCGGGUCCCCCGCCGCCUCCGCCCCGGCCCCGGUCCGGGCGCUGGGCCGUGACACGGCGGGCCUUGUCCGGGUCUUCCGAGGGGCUACGCGGGCGGGGGUCCCGGGACGGCUCCGUCCGGGUGAGUCCCGCCGGCCCGGCGCGGAGGGUGCGGGUGGCUCCCCGGGAGUCACGCCCGGGUCCCCAGCGCCUCCCGCCCGCCGGCCUGGGGCUGCGCCGGCCGAGGGCUCCGACCCCGGGGAGGUGAGUCCGGAGCGAAAGUCUCCGAUUCGAGGAAAACAGCGAAGGGACGGGGGCGGAGGAGCGACUCCGGGAAAGUGUUCUGCGACCUCAGGACUUCCGACUGCGCCCCCCGGAGCCGCACCUUUUCACCGCCCGCGCGCGGUCUGGGGAGGCGCAUCGCA